This is a messenger RNA of Penicillium cinerascens, 1788 nucleotides long. RefSeq names its product WD40 repeat domain-containing protein. NCBI's taxonomy places the organism in Eukaryota, Fungi, Ascomycota, Eurotiomycetes, Eurotiales, Aspergillaceae. The transcript is spliced from 4 exons. Gene Ontology annotation, biological process: anaphase-promoting complex-dependent catabolic process; positive regulation of anaphase-promoting complex-dependent catabolic process; positive regulation of ubiquitin protein ligase activity. Gene Ontology annotation, cellular component: anaphase-promoting complex. Gene Ontology annotation, molecular function: protein binding; anaphase-promoting complex binding; ubiquitin ligase activator activity. The coding region runs from base 1 to 1788 and encodes 595 amino acids. The record is from RefSeq and is a predicted model, not a curated record.
AUGGGGGACCGAUCUCAGGACACGAACGCAGGCGUGAGUGGAAGGGCCAACCGGGUAAAUACCAGAUCGCAAGCAGCAGCAAUCGCAUCACCGCCGGGAUCCAAGACCCCACCGACCAUGCCCGCCAAGAGAACCAUCUUCUAUCCGGAUAACCUGGGUAACCGCCCACGAGCGGCGGAGGGAGCAGAGCCCGUCGAUGCUUCAGCGCUGGCGAAGGCUCUAAAGGAUUACGGCGAGGCGGGCACUCGAAGAGAAAGGACACCGGGUACAAGUCCCCACCGAAAGAGGCAGCGGGUUUAUGGUGACCGGUUUAUUCCCAACCGCGACGGCCAGGACUUGCAGGCAACUUACAGUCUGCUGCACGAGGAUGGCUGCCCUUCAACUCCUUCCAAGUCAAAGAGGCGCGCUCCUCACUCAGAGCUUCAUUUCCAGAAGACCGAGGAAGCGAACCGGACCUUUUCUCGUGUCCUGCGUAGUGAACUGUUCGGCAACACUGUUCCUCAGCCCGAUCUCAACUCAGCAUCGCCCGACCCAUUACUCGGUUUUUCCAAUGGCAUUAACGACAAAACCCGAUCACAUACACCACCUGCCCAUGUCGUGGCUAAUCUUCCACCCGCUAGCAUUACACCUUCAACCCCACACAAGAACCUCUUUAACUACGGGCCCACAAGACCGGGAUCCGGCCAUCCCACUCCCUCGAAAACUCCCAGAAGCCACCACGGACCAAACCUUAAUGUCCGAUCAGAACUCUACAGUCUUUCGCCUAUAAGAUAUGACAGUCAACGCAUUCUCGAAACACCCCGCAAGCAGCCCCGCUAUGUCAACAAGGUACCCUACAAAGUUCUAGAUGCUCCCGAUUUACAAGAUGACUUCUACUUGAACUUGGUGGAUUGGGGCAGCAGCAAUGUGCUUGGCGUCGGCUUGGCCAACUCAGUCUACAUGUGGAACUCCCAGUCUGGCCGCGUGACCAAAUUAUGUGAGCUCAAGGAUGAUACAGUGACCAGUGUAAACUGGAUUCAGAGGGGCACACAUCUAGCUAUUGGCACUGGGAAAGGUCUAGUACAGAUCUGGGAUGCCGAACACUGUCGACGGCUCCGAACAAUGAUCGGUCAUACGAACCGUGUCGGUGCUUUGGCGUGGAACGAUCACAUCCUGACAUCAGGAUCCCGAGAUCGAUUGAUUUACCACCGUGAUGUCCGCUCACCUGACCAAUACCUCCGCAAGUUAUCCGGUCACAAGCAAGAAGUCUGCGGAUUGAAAUGGAACACUGAAGAUGGCCAGUUGGCAUCCGGUGGAAAUGACAACAAGCUGAUGGUGUGGGACAAGCUGAACGAGACGCCCCUCUACCGCUUUUCGGAUCACUGCGCAGCAGUCAAGGCCAUUGCAUGGUCACCUCAUCAACACCACCUUCUCGCUUCGGGCGGUGGUACAGCGGAUCGCACAAUCAAGUUCUGGAAUACAUCAACCGGCUCCCUGAUCAAGGAAGUGGACACGGGCAGCCAGGUUUGCAACCUUUCUUGGUCCAAAAAUUCGGACGAGAUCAUCAGUACCCAUGGAUACAGCCAAAACCAGAUCGUCAUCUGGAAGUACCCGCGCAUGGAACAGAUCGUCUCUCUAACUGGCCACACUUUCCGUGUUCUAUACCUGGCAAUGAGCCCGGACGGUCAGACCGUGGUAACCGGAGCUGGCGAUGAAACCCUCAGAUUCUGGAAGAUCUUCGACAAGCGAGCUACAAGAGACUCGCGGCGCGAGGGUAGCAAGCUUGCAGAAUGGGGCACCAUCCGUUAG